GGUGGCGGACAGCCAGGGGGAGGAGGAGGAGGAGGAGGAGGAGAGGUCGUCACCGUCUGGACCACAGUCCGGGAGAGAGACGGCUGCUGCUGCUGCUUCUGCUGCUGCUCUCCGUCCGCGGCCUGGGCGACAGGCUUGUUCCCGCACGGUCACUAACGCCAUGAGCAGGGGGACAACGGCGCUGUUGACCUCGUCCCGCCGCUCCUGAAAACAUGACCCAUGCGAGCGGCUCUGUGCGAGAAGAUGGCGGAGACGGACGGAGCGGACUGUGCCGCGAAACACUCGCAGAGCAGUAUGGCUAACAAGAAUAGCACCCUGCGCUGUACCUUCUCAGCCCCGAGCCACAGUGCCGUACUCCUUCAGGGCUUGGCGGCCUUGCGGGCUCAGGGCCAACUACUUGACGUCGUGCUGGCCAUCAACGAGGAGCGUUUCCAGGUCCACAGAGCUGUGCUGGCUGCCUGUAGUGAUUACUUCCGAGCAAUGUUUACUGGCGGCAUGAGGGAGUCAAAUCAAGACACCAUUGAGCUGCGGGGUUUGUCUGCCCGUGGGCUGAAACAUAUUAUCGACUUUGCCUACAGUGCAGAAGUCACAUUAGACCUGGACUGUAUUCAGGAUGUCCUCGGAGCAGCGGUGUUUCUUCAGAUGGUCCCAGUCGUAGAGCUCUGCGAGGAGUUCCUCAAGUCGGCGAUGAGCGUGGAGACCUGCCUUCACAUCGGCCAGAUGGCCACCACCUUCAGCCUGUCCUCCCUGAAGGAGUCGGUGGACACCUUCACAUUUCGUCACUUCCUCCAGAUUGCCGAGGAGGAGGACUUCCUGCACAUUCCCAUGGAUCGCCUUGUCUUCUUCCUGCAGAGCAACAAACUGAAGAACUGUUGCGAGAUCGAUCUAUUCCACGCCGCCAUCAGGUGGCUCCGGUAUGACAAGUGUCGCCGGGCUCAAGCCAGCAGUGUCCUCUGCCACGUCCGCUUCCCGCUAAUGCGCUCCUCGGAGCUGGUGGACAGUGUUCAGACAGUGGACAUCAUGGUGGAGGACGUGCUGUGCCGGCAGUAUCUCCUCGAGGCAUUCAAUUACCAGAUCCUUCCCUUCCGACAACAUGAGAUGCGCUCCUCGCGUACGCUCACUCGUUCUGACGUCUUGUCACUCAUCACCUUCGGCGGGACGCCUUACACCGACAACGACCGCACAGUGAGCACCAAGGUGUACUAUCUCCCCGACAUCACCUCCCGCCAGUUCAAAGAGCUGACAGAGAUGGAGACCGGCUGCAGCCACGCUUGUGUUGCUGUACUUGAUAACUUUGUGUAUAUUGUCGGUGGACAGCACUUACAGUACCGUAGUGGCGAGGGCGCGGUGGAAAGCUGCUUCCGCUACGACCCUCACCUCAGCCAGUGGCUGCGCAUCCAGCCCAUGCAGGAGGCUCGUAUCCAGUUUCAGCUCAACGUGCUGCAUGGACAGCUGUAUGCCACCGGGGGGCGCAAUCGAUCCGGCAGUCUGUCAUCUGUGGAGUGUUAUUGCCCAAAGAAGAAUGAGUGGACCUAUGUGGAACCAUUAAAGCGCAGGAUUUGGGGUCACGCAGGAAGUCCCUGUGGAGAAAAGCUGUACGUUUCAGGGGGCUACGGCGUCUCGCUGGAUGACAAGAAAACGCUUCACUGCUAUGAUCCAGCAUCAGACCAGUGGGACUUUAGAGCUCCCAUGAACGAACCCAGAGUGCUGCACGCCAUGAUCAGCAUUGGGGAUCGGGUUUACGCUCUGGGCGGUCGCAUGGACCACGUGGACCGUUGUUUUGAUGUGCUGGCAGCGGAGUAUUACGUUCCAGAGCACGACCAGUGGACCACUGUCAGCCCCAUGAGAGCCGGGCAGUCUGAGGCAGGCUGCUGCCUACUGGACAGGAAGAUCUACGUCGUGGGUGGAUACAACUGGCACCUGAACAACGUCACAAGCAUCGUGCAGGUGUACAACACCGAGACGGAUGAGUGGGAGAGGGAUUUGCACUUCCCAGAUUCUUUUGCUGGCAUCGCCUGUACACAGAUUAUACUUCCACAAAACACCACACCACACUAAACUGCGACUGUGAAGAUUUUUAUUCCAUGUGCUAUUUCUGCCGAUCUUGUGUUGUCACAAGGUGUGAAACUAAUGUUAGCUGUGUGUGUGUGUGUGUGUGUGUGUGUGUGUGUGUGUGUGUGUGUGUGUGUGUGUGUGUGUGUGUGUGUGUGUGUGUGUGUGUGUGUGUGUGUGUGUGUGUGUGUGUGUGUGUGUGUGUGUGUGUGUGUGUGUGUGUGUGUGUGUGUGAACGAAUGGAUUUUUACGUUGGGACACUUUGGGAAGCUUUUGAAAGAUAGAUUUUGACAGUCUGUCAGUGUUCACCAACACAUUUUUGCAAGUUGGCAACAGUGGAAAAGCCUUUAGCAUGAUGAUGAGCACUUUUUCUGUUUGAAUUCAAUAACAAAGUGAUUGGUUUAUUAUUACCAGUCAGAUUUAAGUAUCAUAAUAUGAUAUAUAAGUGGUAUGUUUUAAUAAUAUCUUAACAGUCUUUGAUUAUUGUACACUUGCCCUCGGGCACAUUUACUGGAAAUAUGUAUAGUCUCUCUUCCAAAAUUCCAAAAUAGUGACAUUUAUAACACUUUAUACCACAGAAAUAUUGAUUGAUAAUUAUAUCAACCAAUCAACUGUAAAAGUUUCAGAAGGCACAAAUACGACUUUUUGAUUUUAUCCUCGUUUUAUCGGAGUAUAUGUGACUUGGAAAUCUCAUUUUUGAUCAAAAGUCUUGAGUUAAAAUUUGCUGUGCAAACACUCAACUUUUAUAAUGUCGGACAUUUUGAUUGUACAAUUGUGAUUUUUUUCAAAUUUGAAUUUAUUGUUUUUAUUAUUCAAGCAAACAAGAUAGCUUAUAAUCUUACUGUUUUUACUCAUCUUUUCAAAUGUACUAAUCACCAAACCACAUAUUAACGCACAGAAUCGAUUGCAAAAGUAUUGUGUAAGUAUUUGUCUCAACUGAAUUACUCUACAUUAUUUUGUUAAUGUUUUUUGUUUUUGUUUGUUUGUCUUGAAUAACUACUGCUACUCAUGAUUCCUGAGAUAAACUACCCCCCAUCCCCCGACACACUUAUCACCUAAUGUCACAAACUAUAGUAGGCAGCUACAUAAAUCAUUAAUGUGUGUCCAUUGGAAUGUCAGUGUGUGCUGGUUUUGUGUUACAUGUUGUAGGAUAACUCUCUUUUAGCACCUGAGCUGUUUCCCAAACAAGCACAAAUGUCUACUUUUCACGCUCAAACUAUCCAUUUGUCGCUGCUGAUUCCGGCUUUUGUUUUUGUUUGCAUUGUUGCACUUUUCAGAGCAGUAUUUAUACAGUAUUUAUACAACGGUUGAUUUUGAUGUGUAUAAGGAAGAAGCAAGCUUAAAGUUCUUGUUUCCUUUUAAUCGUGACUAUCGGUAUGAUGGCGAGUGUCUCCUGUUUGCCUUAGUGUGUCUUGUUCUGUACCAAUAAAAGCACAUUAUAUUGUUCAAGUGCAAUAUAAAGAAAACUGCUGUAAUCAAAGGGGAAUGUAGACAUCUGUGUAGCUUUAUCUGCAUUCUUUAUUAAAGGAAUAUUGCUUUUUG
Molecule: messenger RNA, 3594 nt
Organism: Scophthalmus maximus (turbot)
Lineage: Eukaryota; Metazoa; Chordata; Actinopteri; Pleuronectiformes; Scophthalmidae
Gene: klhl26
Product: kelch-like family member 26
Exons: 3
Coding region: 220-2058 (612 amino acids)
Molecular function (GO): protein binding
Source: RefSeq, a predicted model, not a curated record